Anolis sagrei ordinatus is the source of this 3898-nucleotide messenger RNA. RefSeq names its product TBC1 domain family member 12 (gene TBC1D12). The record is from RefSeq and is a predicted model, not a curated record. Lineage: Eukaryota; Metazoa; Chordata; Lepidosauria; Squamata; Anolidae.
CUGCUCUGCUCGGCUGCCGUCUCUAUGGUGGCGCUAGGCCCCGCGAUGGCAGCGUAGGCGCCUGCGCGAGCCGGGCCCCCUCAGGCCGCUCCUGUCGCAGCGAGAAGGCGAGAGCCGGGCUUCCCCUUCCCCUCCUCUGCCGGCUCCCGCCCGCGCCGCUGGCUCCCUUGGGUUCGGCAAAUGGUGGGGCCGGAGGAUGCCGGAGCCCCGGGAGGCGGCGGGGCCUUGCUCCCUUCGGGCCAGGAGGAGUCGGCGGAGGAGGAGGAGGAAGAAGAGGGCGAGCCCAGGCCGCGGCUGAGGCGCUACUGGCCCGGGAAGAGCUCGCCCAACGGGGAGGCCCGCGGCCCAGGCCGGAUGACCAACGGCGACGCCGGCUUCCUCCUCAGGCCUCCGGCUCAGGAGGCGCCGCCAGCCCUGGCGCUCCCGCCACCGCCCUCCGAGCGCGGCGAGGAGAAGCUCCACAACGGCGGCUGCCUCUUCUUCCUCCCGGAGGAAGCCUCCGCCUCCUCCUCCUCUUCCUCCUCCGAAGGAGAAGAGGAGGAGGGGGCCGGGAGCCUGUCCUCCUCGGCGAGGGCCCUCCCUUGCCUGCCCGCCCUGGCCUUCAUGGACAUUAACCUCCACUCCCGCAACACCUUCGAGGUGAGCCGCCGACAGAGCGCCCCCGAGCACUUGCAGCAGGCGGCGACAGCGCAGCAGCAGCAGCAGCAACUCCCUCCUCCUCCUCCUCCACCGCCUCCUCCUCCUCCUCCUCUGCCGCAGCAGCCCAGCCUCCCUUCCGCAAGCAGCGCCAAUGCAGUCGCCUCCCAGGACGGGGACCGGCUCCGGAGGCUAGGAGGCCUCGCCGGGUCCAGCUUCGCCGACUUCUUCACCAGGAACUUCUUUACCAAGAGGACAAAGGAACUCAAACCUGCUGUCCACAGUGCUCCUGGCUGGAAGUUGUUUGGAAAAGUCCCACCAAAAGAGAACUUGCAGAAGGACUCCAAAAUAAUUCAACAGGAUGAAAGUUCUGGCAGUGUUGCAUCAGUAUCUACACCCAAUCUAUUAAGCACAGGGGAAUAUGAAGCAAGAACUGGAAAAAUGUGUAAACCUGCGCCGCACACAAUGAGACGUAGAAACUUUGAAUUUGAGCCACUUUCAACAACUGCUCUUAUUUUGGAAGAUCGACCAUCGAAUCUUCCUGCUAAAUCUGUAGAAGAGGCUUUACGUCAUAGACAAGAAUAUGAUGAAAUGGUGGCAGAAGCCAAAAAGAGAGAAAUUAAAGAAGCACACAGAAGAAAGAAAAUAAUGAAAGAACGCUUCAAACAAGAAGAGAAUAUUGCUAGUGCAAUGGUGAUUUGGGUCAAUGAAAUCCUGCCUAAUUGGGAGAGCAUGCGUUCCACAAGAAGAGUUCGAGAGCUUUGGUGGCAAGGGUUGCCUCCCAGUGUUCGAGGAAAAGUUUGGAGUCUCGCCGUAGGAAAUGAACUGAAUAUCACUCCUGAACUCUAUGAAAUUUUCUUAUCUAGAGCUAAGGAGCGAUGGAAGACAUUUGGUGGGACUGCUGCUGAGAAUGAUACAGAAGAUGCUGGCGUAUCAGUUUCUGAUCGUGAGGCUAGUUUGGAACUAAUAAAAUUGGAUAUAUCCCGCACAUUUCCAUCCCUCUACAUUUUCCAGAAGGGAGGCCCUUAUCAUGAUCUUUUGCACAGUGUCCUGGGAGCAUAUACAUGUUACAGACCUGAUGUAGGAUAUGUCCAGGGAAUGUCCUUCAUUGCUGCAGUCCUUAUUCUCAACCUGGAAGAGGCAGAUGCUUUUAUUGCCUUCGCGAAUCUCCUGAACAAGCCAUGUCAGCUGGCCUUUUUCCGUGUGGAUCACAGCAUGAUGCUGAAAUACUUUGCAGCGUUUGAAGUAUUUUUUGAAGAAAACCUACCCAAAUUGUUUCAUCACUUCAAAUCCUAUAAUCUUACGCCAGAUAUUUACUUGAUAGAUUGGAUCUUCACUUUGUACAGCAAAUCACUACCCCUUGAUCUGGCUUGUCGAGUCUGGGAUGUCUUUUGUAGAGAUGGAGAGGAAUUUUUGUUUAGAACUGCGUUAGGAAUUCUUAGGUUAUAUGAAGAUAUCCUCCUGCAGAUGGACUUCAUUCAUAUAGCACAGUUUCUAACAAAGCUGCCUGAGGACAUCACAUCGGAGAAGCUGUUCACGUGUAUUACAUCCAUACAGAUGCAGAAUAGUAACAAAAAAUGGGCUCAGGUGUUUGCCUCGUUAAUGAAGGAUAGUAAAGAAGGAGACAAGAACCAUAGUCCAGCACUAAAAAGUUAACUUCACCUUUAAUUGGAAUACUAAGGAAACCACUUGAUUGUCAAAGGAUUGUAGACAUCUUCUCAAUGAAAAAAAACCACUAAGGAGAAACAGCUUGGGAGAGUUAAGGAAGAGACAGUAUUUGACUGAAUGCAGUGGUGGAAUUUGACCGCCUUCGCCCUGCUGCCAGUAUUAAAGCGCUUUUUGUGGAAGGUUCCUUUUCACAGGAAGCGAAACAAUAAACGUGUGAACCUGAGAAAAUGGCUAAUGCAUAUUUAAUAUUUAAAGAUGAAUGCAAUAAAAUUUGUAAUAACUUUUGUUGGUACUUAAAAUCUCGAGGGAUAUCUUUUUUUAAUGAUUACCGCAGAGGCACUUUUGGGAGGAGGGCUGGUGUUGAAAGGAAGGCCCAAAAACUGCUACCUGAACCAAACACUUUUUGGUACAUAUACCUCCAAAAUGAACCAGUGAAAUCCUUAGGACCAAAUAAGUUUCUGCUUUGUUAUGUUUCGGUAGACAUCCUUGCCAGAUCACAGGAGGUUUUAUGUCUUGUCUUACUAAGCUUCUUUUAAACUGCAGUGUCAUUCUUCAGCUAAGUGAAUGUAUCUGAUCCAGAACGGAUGAAGCCGCACCCAAGUCAUUGGCAAACGUCUAACGGUGCCAGUAGUCAAGCAAACUCUUUAGAUAGUGUGUGCUUGUAUGUACAAAUUAUGGUUUUCCAGAACUUUUUUUAAGUACUCGGUGGGCAGCUUGGUUACAGGAAAAUUUGGAUUUAUACUCCAUGAAAAUCAAAUGAUUUUUUUAAAAAAUCAAAGUGACUUAUACUUGAUUAUAAACACUAGUAUAAUUAAUAAGCUAGUGGCAAGUCCUUUUGCACAUUUUAAGCAAUGUUAAUAUUGAACGUUUAGUCCCUGUAUAGGAAAUAAAAAAGCUUUUUUCACUUAAAUUCAAAGCUGAGUAGUUUUGAACCACGGCGUCUACAAUAAUGGAUACCUGCAAAUGCAUACUGUCAAUCCAUUAUCUGUUAUUAUCAGCAUCAUACUGUAAAGGCAACACAUGGAAGUUUGCCAGCUUCCUUUUACACUCCAAGACAUUUUAAAAUGGCUUUUGGACUGAAGGGAGAUUGGUGAGGAUACCUCCUAAACUCUCUGAACAGCUCAUGCUUGUUCUUUCUAAGUCCAUUUUGAUAGUAUUAAUGUAAAUAAAUUUGCAUUAUGGUUUUUUUGUAUCUGGUCCCUAUAUGUGCAAAUGAAGUUGACAUCAUCAUUGCAUUAAAAUAAAAAAAGGAAAGAGGCUGAACCUGCUUCAGUCAUGUAAUGUGUUCAAAGAAGUUGCAGAACCUGUUUGAAAGAUUUGGCUUGCCGUACAUUGUAAUACUUAUGUUACUAUCAGAUUUAAAACUACACUUUAAUAUUACUUACAGCAUACAAUUUGAAGUUAAACGUGUCUGUUUUUUCCAUAUGUAUUUACUUACUCGGUUCCAGUGUAUGUCCUCUGUUUUGGGUUCUCUUGUACAGUUUUCUUACUUUCCAAGUAUAAACGUGUAUAUACAUUGUAAAUAGAAGGGAUUUAGCCUUCAUCCACGACCACUAGUAACAAUUCCUAUGUAAAUAAAACUUGUAAGCAGAAA